AUGCUGGAGGCCCUUGUUAAUAUCUCUAUGAAUGGUCCAGAGGCAAAUUCUUCAGAAUGUGACACCCUGGUGAAGAAGACCACUGAGAAAUGGCUCUCUGGAAAACGCUACAAUUUGGCCAAAGGGAAGUCAGCCUCAAGAGAAAGCAAGGGCAAAGAACCUGCACCACCAGAAUUAACAAGUGUAUCAACACAGACGGACCCACAAGUUGAAGAUCGUCAGAGUCAAGAAGAACAACAAGCGUUGCAAGAGGAAGAGCAGGCCCUCAUUAAACUUGGCUUAGCAAAUUUUCAAGAUGAUCCAAGUUGUGACGACAGUGACAGGGACAGUGCAAUGGGGGAAAGUGAUUUCAGUGACAGUGACUUUUAA
Molecule: messenger RNA, 369 nt
Organism: Pocillopora meandrina
Lineage: Eukaryota; Metazoa; Cnidaria; Anthozoa; Scleractinia; Pocilloporidae
Source: the annotation of a GenBank genome assembly